This is a messenger RNA of Acytostelium subglobosum LB1, 951 nucleotides long. RefSeq lists its product as hypothetical. The annotation marks the transcript as partial. The transcript has a single exon. NCBI's taxonomy places the organism in Eukaryota, Evosea, Eumycetozoa, Acytosteliales, Acytosteliaceae. The record is from RefSeq and is a predicted model, not a curated record.
CUAAUGUACAAUUAUAAGUUUGUUGUUGCCACUACAUUGGUGGCAAUGAUUGCGAUGAUGAGCAUUGCUUCAGUCAGUGGUGGUGCUGCUGGCCCAGCCCCAAGCGCACUUGAGGACUUUAUCUACGCCCCCGACUCGGGCUACUCAUACUCCCUCCAUCACUCUGUUCAAGGCAACGGCUACACACAAUACACGCUGAACCUGACCUCGGGCAACUGGCUCGAUGCCAACCGCACCAGCAACCCAGUCUGGUGGCACUUGCUCCAGGUCUGCAUCCCAGACUACCCACUCGCCACCAACACUGCCUUCCUCUGGAAUGAGGGCGGCUACUUCACCACAUCGACAAACGUGUCGCUCAGCCCACUCAUCGCCAGCAUGUGCGCCAACUCCAAUACUGUGGUCGCGUCGCUGCUGCAGAACCCCAACCAGUACAUUGUGUUCAAUAACAAUGGCACACCAAAGAACGUGAGCGAGGACGGUAUCCUGGCCUACUCGUGGCGCCAGUUCAUCGCCAACAACACCGAUCCAUCGCAGCUCGCCAACUUCCCAAUGGCUCGCGCCGUCGUCCGUGCUAUGGACGCCGUGCAGUCGUUCGUCGCUCAGCGCUCAUACUACAUCCGCGUCAAGAACUUUGUCAUCUCGGGUGCCAGCAAGCGUGGAUGGGCCGCCUGGCUCGCCGCCGCCGUCGACGACCGUGUCAAGGCCGUCAUCCCCGUCGUCAUGCCAAUCGGUGCGCUCGAGCAGCAGAUGAACAACCACUUCCGCGCCUACGGUGGGUUUCUCCUACGCCUUUGGCAACUACUACUCCGAGGGCCUCAUGGUCAACGUCAACCAGCCCGGCUUCUCCUACCUGGCCAAGCAGCUCGACCCAUUGAUGUACGUGUCCGGCCUCACCAUGCCCAAGUACAUCGUCACCGCCGUCUCGGACCAGUUCUUCAUCCCCGACUCUAG